Messenger RNA from Colletotrichum spaethianum, 816 nucleotides. RefSeq lists its product as uncharacterized. The coding region runs from base 1 to 816 and encodes 271 amino acids. The transcript has 3 exons. The record is from RefSeq and is a predicted model, not a curated record. Lineage: Eukaryota; Fungi; Ascomycota; Sordariomycetes; Glomerellales; Glomerellaceae.
AUGCAUUGCCCAACAUUAUUGGUGCCGGCUCUGGCAUCCAUUGCUCUUGCUGCGCCGACAUACCCCACACUCAAUCUUCAGGCCGCGCUACCGGGCUCUAUCGAGCACAUCUCCGAGUAUUUCAACAUGCUCGCAACCAAAGUCCAGGCCACCCGGUACCUGUCUACCGCCCCAGUCUGCGACAUUUCCGCGGCCAAUAUGCCUGAAUCCGCCAUCGAGACCCUCGGGGAACCCAGAAAGGGCCUCUUCUUGACGCACAUUGCUAUCGGCCGUGGUACCCAAAACUACACCUGCGACACCAGCAACGUGACAGCGGUUCCUGUUGCCACCGGCGCUAUCGCGACGCUCUUCAACGCCAGCUGCGUCGGCUCCCUGUACCCGGACCUACUCGACAAGCUGCCCGUUGUCGCCAUGGACUUCAACCUCACGGAACAAGAGACGAGCCGCCGCCUCGGCCCAAGCAACCUCGCCAUCUCGGGCCACCACCAAUUCACGAGUGCUGGCGUGCCACUCUUCAUGCUCGAGACGGAUGGCUCGCCUAUAGGUGAUUCGUACUGCGCCAAGAACGCGUCCAUGCCGGCACCUCUCACGGCGCAGACGGGCCAGCAGGGCGAAGCGUCUGUCGCGUGGCUUAAGCUGAAGACCAUCGCGCCUAGCACAGGGAGUGUUCAAGAGGUCUACAGGAUACACACUGUCGGCGGCAGCGCUCCGGCUUCGUGCAAGGACCAGCCUGCGGCUUUUGAGAUACACUAUGCUGCACAAUACUGGUUUUAUUCAGGCGCUGCUCAAGAUAUCAUCAAGUCUUCAACACCUUGA